GCUUGCACAUUUUCUGUUUAAUGUUCACUGGUUUGUCAAGAUAUUUUUCAAAAUCCAAAUAACUUUGCUAUAUUUAACAUACUCAAAUAUCUUUCAUAUCUGUAUUACUACAUCUACAAAGUAAACUAAUAUUUAAUGUGACGUCUAGUGUACUUCUCUCCAUAUCUAGCCUAGCAUAUCAAAAAUACACUCGUAUACUUCUCUUCAAAUAUACUUUAGCAUGCUUGUAGUAAACUUAGUUAAGCAAACUUGUUAGUGUAUUUGAAUGAACUUCAGCUUGGCAUAUCUGAGCACAAACUGAACUGUUGAGAAGUCUAAUGAAUUUCAAGAGGGGACAUACAGGGAGAGGAGAGGUACUGGUGUUGUGAACAUUGUAAGACGUGAUCGUGGGAUAAAGAGUGUGGAAGUGAGAUUGCAACACAUGUUUGUGUCAGCAGUCAGUUUUUCGAGCUUCUGGUCAGGGAGCUUGAGUAGGUUACCAUGAUCAGACACUGCAUUAAACAGGUUUGCCACAAAAGCCAUUUUGCCAGUGUUUCCUUUUUACAGAAGAAAGUGAAACAGAACAAAAUCACCAAAGCCAAAAAGGCAUAUGUUGAAAGAUUAAUGUAUGUGAGAUUAUUUUAACAAAUUCUGUUAAUGAAAUACAAUUAAUUAAAUUAAUUCUAAAUCCUAAAAAAAUAAUUUAUUUCUAAUUAAAUGAAAAUCAGAAUAGACAAUCAAAAUCUCCAUGAUGUCACUUAUCAAGUUUUUUGCAUUCAGGUCUCAUGAGUGUAAUUAAGAAUGCAGAUCAGUUAUGAAAUUUAAAACAAAAUGUAAAAGUGGUUCAAGCUCAGAAGACAUCUAUAUUACCUCUAUAUUGGAAUUUCCCCAAAACUCCCAAAAGCUAAAAAUGACACUUAAUUUAAUUUAACAUAGUUGACAUUGUAUUUUCGACGAUAGAAAUGAUUGAAAUCACCAUGGAACUUUCCAUCUUUUCUGUACCCAAUAGCUGUCGUCCUUUCGUGACCUUAAUGACUUCUUCUGAACCUUGCACUCCAGAAACGUCUCUUCUUCUUCAUACUGUAAAUACACUUUUACUCUUCCCACAAUCUAGUGUCACUGAGCCUCAAUCCUCAACUCUUCCCCAUCUCUCCUUGUAUAAAACACAUUUAUUUGGGUGCAUGCCUUUGGCAGGGAUGUGCUUUUCCCAGCGUUGGCCAGGAGAGAGAAAGCAAGGGGGCCUUUUCAACCAAGGAGUGACGGAUCUUUUAUUAAAAGAGGCUGGGCCCCUUACACACACUCACACACGCACACACACACAUCCACCCUCCCUAUCCACGUCUGCUCCAUUGUCACCAGGCUUGCUGUUGCUGAAGUGCCUCCCCAAACCCCCUGCUGUGAGCUUUCUCACUGUAACUCCAAGUGCGGAGUGAAAUCGGGCAGAACCCUAGAAAUGUGCACACACCCACUACUUUCUCUUUUUUUUCCCACAGACACUUUCUCUAUGCCAUUCAGUGUAUGUCCUUCGCUUGUCAGAAUGCAUAGAGUAGGUCUGAGUAGAUGUUACAGACAUUAGGGAAUUGGCAACACAGAGAGAAAAAAGUCAGAGAGAGACAGAGAGAGAGACGGAGAGAGAGAGAGAGAGAGUAAGAGAGAGAGCGAGAGAGCGAGAGAGCAAGUGGUUUGCUGAAAAUGUGUUGAUAUACACAGCUUUCUACUAGAGAUAAACCCUUUGGCCCCAUAACAUCCCCCAACCCCACCCACCUCUCACAAGUGCUGCUUAGUCGAGUGCAUGUGUGUGUGUCCUGGGGUGGACCCACAGCCCCGUACCCAGACCCUUGCGCCCAAAUAUUCAGUGCAUCACAGCACAGCCGUGGGACAAGAGAGAAACGAAGAGACAGAACUGGAGAGAGGAAGCAGGUGAAUAGGCAUGCCAAGCAAGAUCAUUUGGGGAACUGAUGCUGCUACCAGUUUCCUACGUGCUGCCCGCUCAGGUAACCUGGAAAAGGCUCUUGACCACAUCAAGAAUGGCGUCGAUAUCAACACAGCCAAUCAGAAUGGACUCAAUGGGUUACAUUUGGCCUCAAAAGAAGGCCAUGUUAAAAUGGUGCUGGAACUACUGCACAACGGAAUUGUACUGGAGACCACAACAAAGAAAGGCAACACUGCCCUCCACAUUGCUGCAUUGGCUGGACAAGAGCAAGUGGUCACAGAGCUGGUUAACUAUGGAGCUAACGUCAAUGCCCAGUCCCAGAAGGGCUUCACUCCACUCUACAUGGCAGCACAAGAGAAUCAUCUAGAGGUCGUGAAGUUCCUCUUGGACAAUGGAGCCAAUCAGAGCAUUCCAACUGAGGACGGCUUUACUCCAUUAGCUGUGGCUCUUCAGCAGGGUCACGAGAAUGUAGUGGCCCUGCUUAUCAAUCAUGGUACCAAGGGAAAGGUUCGCCUCCCUGCGCUGCACAUAGCAGCACGCAACGAUGACACCCGCACUGCCGCUGUUCUUUUGCAGAAUGACCCCAAUCCUGAUGUACUAAGCAAGACAGGCUUCACGCCACUCCAUAUUGCAGCACACUAUGAGAAUGUGAAUAUUGCCCAGCUGCUGAUAAACAGAGGAGCCAACGUGAACUUCACACCCAAGAAUGGGAUUACACCUCUGCACAUUGCAUCCAGGAGGGGGAACGUGGUCAUGGUCAGGCUUCUACUGGACCGUGGAGCAACAAUUGAUGCCAAGACUAAAGAUGAGCUAACUCCGCUUCACUGUGCUGCCAGAAAUGGUCAUGUUAGGAUAAUUGAGAUCCUGCUGGACCAAGGAUCCCCCAUACAAGCCAAGACCAAAAAUGGUCUCUCCCCAAUCCACAUGGCGGCUCAGGGGGACCACAUGGACUGUGUGAAACAGCUUUUGCAGUAUAACGCUGAGAUUGAUGAUAUAACACUAGACCACCUGACACCCCUACAUGUGGCAGCACACUGUGGGCACCACCGCAUGGCCAAAGUGCUGCUGGACAAAGGAGCCAAGCCAAACACCCGUGCACUGAAUGGCUUCACACCUCUCCACAUAGCCUGUAAGAAGAAUCACAUUCGAGUAAUGGACCUACUGCUAAAACACUCAGCAUCCUUGGAAGCUGUGACAGAGUCGGGGCUAACCCCACUUCAUGUGGCCUCCUUCAUGGGUCAUCUGAACAUAGUGAAGAUCCUGCUGCAAAAAGGAGCCUCUCCAAAUGCCUCAAAUGUGAAAGUGGAAACGCCCCUGCAUAUGGCAUCCCGAGCAGGUCACUGUGAAGUUGCAGAGUUUCUGCUGCAAAAUGCAGCUCCAGUGGAUGCCAAAGCCAAGGAUGACCAGACCCCAUUGCACUGCGCUGCCCGCAUGGGCCACAAAGAACUAGUGAAGCUCCUGCUGGAGCACAAGGCCAAUCCAAAUUCUACCACUAUGGCUGGACACACUCCACUGCACAUCGCCGCCAGGGAGGGGCACACACAGACUGCCCGGAUCCUCCUUGACAUGAAUGCCCAGCAGACCAAGAUGACGAAAAAAGGCUUUACUCCUCUCCAUAUGGCAGCAAAAUAUGGAAAGGUGGAUGUGGCAGAGUUGCUUCUGGAGAGAGGAGCAAACCCAAACGCUGCAGGCAAGAAUGGGCUCACGCCACUGCAUGUAGCUGUCCAUCACAACAACCUGGACGUGGUAAACUUACUGGUUAGCAAGGGCGGCUCUCCACACAGUGCAGCGAGAAAUGGCUACACUCCUCUCCACAUUGCCUCCAAGCAGAACCAGUUGGAGGUGGCCAAUAGUCUGCUGCAGCAUGGAGCCUCUGCCAAUGCUGAAUCCUUACAGGGAAUCACACCACUGCACUUGGCUUCCCAGGAGGGUCAAGCAGACAUGGUGUCACUGCUCAUUUCCAAGCAGGCCAAUGUCAACCUGGGCAACAAGAGUGGCCUGACACCACUUCACCUUGUUGCCCAAGAGGGUCAUGUGGGCAUUGCUGACAUCCUGGUGAAACAGGGGGCAUCAGUGUAUGCUGCCACACGGAUGGGCUACACUCCACUUCAUGUGGCUUGUCAUUAUGGCAACAUUAAAAUGGUUAAGUUCCUCUUGCAGCAGCAGGCAAAUGUCAACAGCAAGACAAGGGCGGGAUACACACCCCUUCAUCAGGCUGCCCAACAGGGCCACACUGACAUUGUAACCUUGCUUCUGAAACAUGGUGCACAACCAAAUGAAAUUACUACCAAUGGCACUUCUGCACUGGCCAUUGCAAAACGUCUCGGCUAUAUUUCUGUCAUUGAUGUCCUCAAACUGAUUACUGAAGAAACAGUGACCAUGUCGACCACUGAAAAACAUCGAAUGAGUUUUCCUGAGACAGUUGACGAGAUCCUGGAUGUGUCUGAGGAUGAAGGAGUUGCACAGCUAACGCUAGGCGAGGAGCUACUGGGAACAGAGAUUGCCAGGUAUUUGAAGAUGGACGGCAUGAGGGACCAUGAUGACGAUUUCCUUUCCUCCAAGACAGUCACAGAAAACUACUCACCUGCUGUUCCUAGGAUCCCCUGUGUCUCUCCUGAAACCAUCAUGCUGAAAGAACAUGAAAUGGAGCAGCAGCACACUCCUAUCCCAAUGCCCAAAGAGUACGAUGAUGACUCUCUGAUUCCCAGCAGUCCAGCCACAGAGACUUCAGAUAAUGUCAGUCCAGUGGCCAGCCCUAUCCACACUGGCUUCUUGGUUAGUUUCAUGGUGGAUGCACGAGGUGGCUCAAUGAGAGGAAGCAGACACAAUGGUUUGCGCGUUAUCAUACCACCACGAACAUGUGCAGCACCAACACGCAUCACCUGCCGCCUGGUGAAGCCCCAAAAGCUCUCCACUCCACCUCCUCUGGUGGAGGGUGAAGGUUUAGCUAGCCGAAUCAUCUCACUGGGUCCAGCUGGCAUGCAGUUUUUGGGACCGGUGAUUGUGGAGAUCCCUCAUUUUGCAGCACUUGGUCGGGGAGACAGGGAACUGGUGGUCUUAAGGAGUGAGAAUGGCUCCGUCUGGAAGGAGCAUCGGAACCGUUAUGGUGAUGAAGUGUUGGAAACUAUCCUCAAUGGCAUGGAUGAAGAUUUAGAAAGUCAGGAGGAGCUUGGGAAGAAGCGUAUCAGGCGCAUCAUCUCCACUGACUUCCCUCUCUACUUUGCUGUGGUCUCCCGCAUCCAACAGGAGAGUGACUUGAUUGGCCCUGAGGGGGGGCGUCUGACCAGCAAAAUUCUGCCAUUGGUUCAGGCCAGUUUCCCUGAGACGUCCGUCACCAAGCGGGUUCGCCUUGGACUGCAGGCCCAGCCGGUCCCUGAUGAGCUGGUGGCCAAGCUGCUGGGGAACCAGGCCACCUUCAGCCCUGUGGUGACAGUGGAGCCGAGGCGCCGUAAGUUCCAUCGGCCCAUUGGCCUGCGCAUCCCGCUGCCUCCAUCCUGGAGGGAGAGUCCACGAGAUUCUGGCGAGGGUGACACUACCAGCCUCCGCCUGCUCUGCAGUGUCAUUGGUGGCACCGACCCAGCACAGUGGGAGGAUAUCACUGGCACAACCAAGCUUAUAUAUGCUAAUGACUGUGCCAAUUUCACCACCAAUGUGUCUGCACGUUUUUGGUUAGCAGACUGUCCUCGGACUGCAGAAGCAGUUGCCUUUGCCAACCUGCUGUACCGUGAGCUGUCAGCAGUGCCAUACAUGGCUAAAUUUGUGGUGUUUGCGAAGAUGAAUGAGGCGCGAGAAGGUCGAUUGCGCUGCUACUGCAUGACUGAUGACAAGAUGGACAAGACCCUAGAGCAGCAUGAGAACUUCACUGAAGUGGCCCGCAGCAGAGACAUAGAGGUAAUGGAGGGCAUGCCAUUACACUUGGAGUGCUCAGGGAACUUGAUCCCCAUGAGGAAGGCUACUCAACAGCCCCGUUGCUUCAGCUUCCAAGCCUUCAGAGACAACAGACUUCCUGUCUCUGUGAAGGUAAGAGACAGUAGUAAGGACCCCUCUGGCUUCUUGUCCUUCCUACGCAAGUCUACCAAGUAUGAGGACAGUCAGCAAGUACUCUGCAACCUCAAUAUUACCAUGCCACCAUGCAUAAAGAUUGGAGGGGGUGAGGACCGAAGGAGGACACUCACCCCUUUGGCCCUUAGAGAGAGAUACAGUGCUCUCAAUGAACCAGCUGUAGCAUCAAUGAGCGCCAUGGAAAGGACAGAGUUAAAGAUGGCUUUAAUAGCUGAACAGCUGGGACUGAGCUGGGCUGAGCUGGCCCGAGAACUCCAAUUCAAUGUGGAUGAAAUUAAUAGGAUUCGCGUGGAGAACCCCAAUUCACUCCUGGAACAGAGUUCAACACUGCUCAAUUUGUGGAUUAGCCGUGAAGGCAAGAGAGCCAAAAUGGAGAACCUGUUCAUGGCACUGAAGAGCAUUGACCGAAUGGACAUUGUGAACAUGCUGGAAGGUCAACAGGGUAACCAUGAACAAGAAAGGCGCAGACACAAUGACCGAGACCACCUCUCUCUUGGCAUAUCAAAUGGUUAUGGACUGGUGGCUCAGGACGUGUUGGCCUCGCCAGCCUCCGUACAGCACAGCCUGGCCUCACCAAUGGGGCUCGAGCCCUACUGGCAGGAAGUGUCUAGCAUGGAAGGUGCUCCCAUAGCCACCACUGAAGAAGAUACACUUAUGGAGAUGUCCGAGGUGCAGGUGUGGCCAUCAGGCAAAAGCCCAUGUUUGGUGGCUGUGGAGGACUCUUCGCUUGAGUGUAGCAACGCUGAGGACUCAGAGGGGCUGUCCUAUGGGAGCUUGGGCAGACCAGGCAGUGCCACACCAGGUACAGGACGUGGCCCCAUUGGGCUGAGUGGGUCUGUUGAGCUGCUGGAGGACCAGUCCAUUGGGGCAGACUCGGAACACAGUGCCGCCACGCCUGGAACAGGGGUCAACAUCAAUGGGCUGGAUGGAGGUCAAGGGUUGGAGAUGGAUGAGAAGGUUGCAGUGGAGGUUGCGGUUGGUGCAGGCAGGAAUGUUUCAGAAAGAGACAUUGGAGGUUUGGGAGUAAGAGAUGACACAGGCUUAGUGGAAGGCUUGUCUGUCAUUUCAGGACAGCAGAGGGUUUACGCUCGAAUGUGUGAGUCUCCUGGGCUUAGCCGAGUGGCUGAUCACAACGGUGACAGGUCAAGUGGUAGUUCUUUCCUGUCCUACCUCCAAGAUCAGACUGGCCCUGGAUGGCAUCCCAUCCCAGAUCCCACUCAGAACUGGGCAGGAACCUCACAGCCGGCCAAUUUCAGACAGGCCAAGGAGUCCAUGAUGUCGUCAGUGAGGGCAGCAGUGGAUGGAGAUUUAAGCCAGUCCCACCUCUCCCAGGAAGCUUUGCUCCAACCGGUACGAGACAUGGGGCACUCAGAGAUCCUACGCGGGCAUUUUUGGGGAACCCAGCCUUUUGAGAAGGGCCUAGGCUUCCCCCACAGAGUACCUGACCUUCGAGGAUGGGAAGAUAUGCGCCUCAGAGGACAAGGUGAUGAAGCUGUGGAUCUUCCUGGAGAGCAAGUGAGUGAGGAGCAGUUUACAGAUGAGCAUGGCAACAUCGUCACCAAAAAGGUCGUGAGGAAGGUGGUUCGGAGAGGAAAAGGUGAGGGUGAGGGUCAGGAGUUCAUUAUAGAUGGGCAACAGGAAGCCGAUGAGUUGGAUGCUGAUGCAGAGCAGUUCAUGGGCUACGCUGUCCUUGGCCGGGAAAGCAAGCCGGAUGUUGUGGAUGUGAAGAAGGGAGGGGCUCAGAUAGUGAAAUGUGCCACUUUGCGGAGAGUAAAGCAGUGAGCGGCGCUCGUUCGGCCGUCCAGGACUUGUCUCCCGCACCCAAACCUUCUCUCAUAGACACAUGAUGAGCAUCGAGAACUGCAAGAAAGUGGAAUACCAGGCAAAGGACAUCAGUGCCAAUAGAUGGCUUUUAGGCUUCUUUUUAAAGCAAACCUACAAUGAGAACUAGGCUAAAAGCAUGAUUUCAUAUAAAAAUGAAAAUGAAACCUAGAAGAAAAAAAAAAACUUUCAAAAAAAAAAAAAAAAAAAGCAUCCAAAAAGUGCUUCCUGUAAUCCCUGUAUCAGCAUGCGAGAGUGCUGUCGCAUGGCCUGCCUUUACAUACACCACAGAAAGCAAUGAAUUAUGGGGCUCCUGGUGAUAUAAGGGUCAUUAAAUGAGGGAAGAGUUUGUGGAUAUGGGGUAUAACUGAACACAGAGCUCAGUCCCGAAUACUGUAUUUCAGAAAAGUUGUGGUUAAUAACAUAUAUGCAAAAGCCAACACACACACGUGUAGUCAAAUGACGCAACGGUUCCCCCUCCAACUCUCCCAAAUUUUGAGUCUUCCAAUAUAUUAUUUGUUAUCGUUUAAUCUAAAACUUCGAAAUAUGAUCUCAUGACACACCAGUUUUUCUUCCAACACUGGUUCUGUGCAUAAUGCUGUAUAUGCACUGAAAUAUUACAUGUGUGUGUGUUAUGUCUGUAUGUGUGGUUUAUGUUACAGCCCAAAACAGGAAGAGAAAAAAACCUAAUGUAUGCAAUGAUACUGCUGCUGAUAUACUUCUUUGUCUGUGCUUUUAUUUAGUCGAUACAACAGCAUUUAUAAUGUCAGUGUCAAAACAUCAGUGUUACACCUAACAGGUUUUGUUUUUUUCCUGUAAUGCAGGCCUGGUUUCUUUUCUUCGUUUUUUGUUUUGUUUUGUUUUACCAUUGUUAUCUCUCCACUCAUGGAAAAACUGUAGGGCUUUUGGCCUUCAAUAGAUAUUUAUUUUUGGACACAAUAUUGCUUCUUAUAACUGUCAUCAUAAAUUGUUUUUCUAGGAAAUUUAUGACUUAAGACUUACUGAAGCACUAUUAAUUGCUCAUGGUAUAGUGAAUGUGACUGAAUGCCAGCCAUUAACCAUUGAGCGAGCGUGCGCAUACACACACACACACACACACACACCUGCCUGACUUUUAAACUUGUGUUAAGUGCAAAUGUAGCAACCAAGUCUUCCAUUUCAAAUGAUAUCAGUAGCUCAGGUUUAGUUGUGCUGUAAAAGAUGCUGUGGCCUAUUACACGGGAUGACAGAAUGAACGAAAAGCUUUUAGACAGGAGGCUGGAGUUAGUUUCUGCUUUCCUUACUCAUCUUUCAAUAUUUAUUAUUUAAAGUGGCAUACAAAAAUUUUGAUAUUUUAAAACUCUUCAGAGACUCUAUCACCUCAAAUCUGAAGCGUGGGAAUAUUUCACCAGAAUGAACACCAGAAUGUAAGAAUUAUAGUGUUGGUCUGACAAGAGAGAGUCAUUACAUGCAAUCAUGCACAAUCUAGUCUGGAAACAAGAUCCCACAUAAAUACCGCAAUAAGCAGCACUAUGAAAGCAAUAGAUAUCAGUUUGCAGGUGUACUUUUUUAUAUACAUAUUUUUACAUCUUUUUUCUUUAGUUCUUAUUACUUGUGCAUGAAUGGACAUUGUUUCAAGAGAGUACAUCGUCAGUAGAUUAAGGAGUGGAAUUGCCUGAGAUUCCUUGGCUGGUGUGAAAAGCUUUAAUUUUGACAAGAAUGGAAACUGACUUUAGUAUGAAGUGCUCUGGUGUCACGGUUUCCGCAAUUAUGUGUCGUGCAUAUGUCAUGCACAUAAUUUAUUUUGCUAUUUUUAAGACAAAAUUCUAAAAGUUGUGUUGCCAAAUUGAAUUUAGAGAAAGACAAUUGACAUUAAAGACCCAUUUACUUUACUGACACUUGGAAAGCAAUAGACACAUGACAAAAUGGCCAGUUUUCUUCUGUAAUGUGUUUUCUAGCUUUUGCCUUUGUUUUGCCGCAUAGCUUGACCAGCCAUUAUUAAGGACGAUGAAUUUAGAGGCUGAUGUGUGAAUUUGCUACAGAAUACCGGCAGAUUUUGUGUAAUCGUUUUUAGAGCUCAACAAAGACUCUUUGAAACACUGUGAUUAGACUGUAGCACUGUCCAAGCAACUUUCCCGAGUACGCACAUACACACAUACACAUGUUACUGUUCAUUUCAGUUAAUACUGAAACCUUCUAACUGUAUGUUUCAAGCCUAGAAUAUAUCAUGAGGUUAUUUGUUUAAAGCAGAUACGCCUAAAUUUGUGGCUACCUUUUUUUUUUUUCUAACUUUCUCCACAGUUACGUAGUCACUGGCUGUACUUUUAAGGCAUUACUUAAUUUACUUAAUACUUAACAGACAUUAUGGAUUUGUAGAGUUAUUCUUCCAUCUGUUUGCAUAUGCCAUCAUGUUAAAAUUUACUGUGCCCUUCUAAAAAAGACAAAAUGUAGCUAUACACUUGCCUUGCUGUUGAAACUCACUGAAAAUUUUCAGUAAUUUCGACAAUAAUGCCAGGAUCUUAUGAUGUAAAUAAAACAUUGUUUAACCAUUUUCAAGCCCCUAGAUACAGAUGCAGUUUAGGUCUUAAACCCAAUCCUCAAAGUUUCUCAGCCACCUGUAUUUCUAUUUUUGCCUUAAUUCCAGUCAUUAAUCAUCAUCAGCCAGGUAACACAAGUGAGCUAAAUCAGAGACAAUGUACACGUGAAUGAAUCUAAUACAUGGAACCAUAUGGACUGAGAGAAUUAUGCUAAAGAACACUCGUCUAAACCAAAGAUCCAUAAAUUGGAUCAAGCUCAUAAAAUGAAAUGUAUCUCCAAAAGUAACUCACCACAAAACCAAGAUAAUCAUUACUCAUUACACACAAUAAAAUGAAGUGUGUAAACAGUGUAGGGAGCUGUUAGAGAGAAACGUUGUAUAAACAUAUCUGAAAUUAGUCAGUCUUCUGAAUUUUAUGCAAAACAAUCCAGUAUUGUGUGGUAAUGUAGCAUCACCCAGAAACAGAAAUGAUGUCAGAAUAUGUUGAUUUUCAUUUGUUUUUAGCAUCACACCUUAAAUCAUGGAGCAUAUAUUAACAUAUUUCUUUUUGUUAAAUGACAUUGUGAGACUGUGAGCUUAUAUGUUUGUGUGAUUGUGUAACAGUUUGAUUCACAGCAUUUUAGUACUAUGUAAUCCCAAAAUAGUUUUGGGAUCAGAAACACUUUAUAGAAAACAGACAUGAUAUCAAGAUGCAGUACAGUAAAGUGUUACUAAACCAAAAUACACCAAAGUUUCCUAUUAAAUAUUAAAAAAAAAACACAAAAUGUAUACUAUUUACGUAACUUACUACUAACAGCUAUGCCAAAAGAAAUACUGUUGAAUGAUAUUCGUACAAAUAUCAGCCUAAUACAAAUUUAGCAGCACAGUUUAUUUGAUUUAUUUUACAUUAGAAAACCCAAGACAGUACCAGAAAAUGCAAAAAGAAUUUUUUUUUUAAUUUAAAAAAAAAAAAAAGCAGAUAUGUUGCAGGAAUGAUUCCUUAAAACAGUUGUGAAAGGCAGAGUAAUCCAUAUACGAGCUUAUAAUGAGAUCUGAAAUGUGUAUAUUUACUACAUCCACAUAUUUUCCAAAGCAUUUCAUUGAGUUUAGUUGCAAAAGAUAAAUUCCAAAAUGUUAGAGAAACAGUCGAAACGGUGCUCAGAAUACAUCAUUCUUGUUAAAUCAUUGUUACGAUCACAUAAAAGCAAGGCACAUUCACUCUAUUUAUUUUUUUAAAUGUUUUAUUUUCUUUUUAGUUUUAGUUUAAAAGCUGAAUUGAUGUCUCAGAUGAAAAGGCCAUGAACCAGCAAUGUGCAAAAAUAUGAGCCACUUUUGAGAUUAUUCACAUUGUCAUUUUGUAAUGUGGUACCAUGGUAUUUAUUCUCAUUGUAUCGGCCUGUGGGCCUCUGUAGAGGAUAAGAUGCAGUUUGAAGGGCAGUUUGGUAGUAUUGUUCAACUGUUUUGAUUAGGAGCUAAAGAAUUAUACAUCACCAGAAGCAACUCUCACUGGAGCUUGCUUUUGUUUUCUUGAUGGAGGUUAGUGGAACGGAGACCUGGGGUUUGAAACUACUUGAUAUGGCAGUGUAAGAUUUGAAAUAUUUAUUCCUUGUGUUCACACAAGACUUCUCCUCAAGUUAAUUUCUCUGUAAUUUAAAAAAGGAAAAGAAAAAAAAAAACAGAGUCGCAUGUGGAAAAGUAGGACUUUUAGGAAAGUCCACUCCAGUGUAAGAGAGGGGGAAUCCAAAUAAACUACACAGUCGGUUGAUGUCAUUGCAGUGAUUAAAACCAAUUAAAUACAAAAAUGUAAACUGUUGCAAAAAAAAAAAAAAACUAGAAACACUUAUAAUCUUAACUUCUAGAGAACGGAUUAAAAUUAGUCAUUCAAUAGCCUAUUAACCUUGAAAGGAAUGCGAACUGCACACAUGCACAGAAAAUGUUUUUGAUAUAUACAAAGAAAUAUAUAUAUAUAUAAUAUAUAUCCAUAUAUAUAUAUUUAAUUAGAAUGCUUUGCAAUUGCUAAUGGGGAUUUAUAACCUACUAUUGGGGAUUACAGUUCUAUUAUGGAUGCACUUAUAGCAACUGAGACUUCAGACGUAUGCCUGCAAC
Messenger RNA from Pangasianodon hypophthalmus (striped catfish), 12395 nucleotides. RefSeq names its product ankyrin 1, erythrocytic a (gene ank1a). Lineage: Eukaryota; Metazoa; Chordata; Actinopteri; Siluriformes; Pangasiidae. Gene Ontology annotation, biological process: signal transduction. The coding region runs from base 1910 to 7756 and encodes 1948 amino acids. The record is from RefSeq and is a predicted model, not a curated record. The transcript is spliced from 44 exons. Gene Ontology annotation, molecular function: protein binding.